ACUUAAUGCGUGCCGCCAGGUGAGUGUGGGUUAUUGAAUUUUUGCUAAAUGACUUCUGUUUAGUCGACCUAAACGUAUUAACUGGAAAAUACCUCGCUAAAUUUAGCAAACAGAACGGGCGUAAAGCUUAACAUGUGAUCCAAAGGCCGCAUAGUAUAUAUAAAACGUGCUAUACGAAGACUUGACUAUUUUUAUAAUUCGGGUAGAGCCGAGUUGUCGAGUGUAUUUAAACAGGCAAACAGUUAACUAACAAUCUUGAGAGGCGGCCAGGUUAUCAACGCCACGUGGUAAAAGGCGCCAAAAAAGACGAACGAUUUAUCGGUUUUACUAUUCGGGAAGCUACCAGUUACUGAAUUAAACCAGUAUUGUUACAUACGAAAAAAGGACAGUCUACAAAAGUAACGGACGGGACAUCAAUAACUCAUAUCAAACUUCGUGGUACGGAUUACAACCUGCUCACAGAUACGGAACACGGAGUGAAAUGUAAACUUUUAAAAAUGGACCACGGGUGUUCGAUAGUGCACAGACGUCAACGAAGUCGCACCCUUGCACCCCUGAUCAUGCCGAUGCCGAUUUUCCCAGUGAACGCACUUAGGGGAGGGGACGAUGAUGACCCUAUAGAGGGUGGCAAAGAGUUGUUCACGAACUUCGUUCAUGGUGAAAUAGUUAAAGAAGGCUUGGCGUGUUCACAAACACUGUCCGACAUUUGCACACCAAUUGGUUACAACAACCCACUGUGGGCGAAGGCGGGGAGGGAACUCCGGUGGAUGGCAGAUGCGUUUGCUAAAACCGAAGAAAGAAAGAAAAUUAGAAAACGAGCAAUGGAGGUCGGCAUCACUGAAGUCAGUUUCCAGCAGUUUUACGAUCUACUGAAAGAACUUUUUUUCGAAGGAGGUUUCACCAAAGAACGAAUCAUGGUGUUGUUCUUCUUUUGUACCGACGUAGCCGUGAGAUCUCUAAGGCAAGGGGCAGAACUCUUUAAACGAUUCUUGCAGUGGUCUCUGACGUUUAUUACUGAUAAUGUGUGUUCCUGGGUACAGCAGCAAGGAGGAUGGGGACGAGUGUUUGGUGACUGUGGUACGAUCCCGGCAAGUUACAUCGUGAUAGGGGCGGCGUUCGCAGUAACUGCGUACUAUGGGUGGAGGCAUUUUUCUCGAUGCUGACUUCCCACGGCAAUACGAACUCGCUCGCACUCGAGAUUCUCGCGCCCAGCGUGAAUCGUCGAGAUUUCAACUCUUGGACCAAUGGUGUUUUUUUUUUUACUUUUUCUAAUACCAGCGGGGACUAUUUAUUAACCAAACUGAAUCCAGUUUCAGUUAUAAGAGAAAUCAUAUGAGAUCAUUUCAGCCGUUUUUCAUGUAGCAAUAACGUUUUGUUGUUUUUUUUUAUCUUUGUAUUAACGACUUGGAAUCAUUCCAUUGAUCUAUGGGUUUUACCAUGGUGCAGACUACGGUGACUACCGGAAAUGACGUUGACAUUGGUAAACUGUUUUUGAUAUUCUGCCAAGAAGUGCCAAUAGUAACUAAACGUGCAGUGUCCGAAUGAACAAUGAUAGUCGGCUUUCUUGAGCUUAACUAUACUUGGUGUCUUUUUUAUUGCUCAGCAAAUGUUUUGUUUCUUCAAUUAUCUAUAUAGUCCUUCCCAGCCUCCAUAAAUAAUUUUUUUUUUGUAAAUAACUUCAGUUUGAUUUGACAUAAGAAGAAAAGUAAAAGUGUUUUGCAAAUA
This is a messenger RNA of Gigantopelta aegis, 1725 nucleotides long. RefSeq lists its product as uncharacterized. The transcript has 4 exons. Gene Ontology annotation, cellular component: mitochondrial outer membrane. Gene Ontology annotation, molecular function: protein heterodimerization activity; protein homodimerization activity. The record is from RefSeq and is a predicted model, not a curated record. NCBI's taxonomy places the organism in Eukaryota, Metazoa, Mollusca, Gastropoda, Neomphalida, Peltospiridae. Bases 498 to 1163 code for a protein of 221 amino acids. Gene Ontology annotation, biological process: extrinsic apoptotic signaling pathway in absence of ligand; regulation of apoptotic process; intrinsic apoptotic signaling pathway in response to DNA damage.